GGAGAAUGCUUUGUCGUACUUGCGGCACUGGAUCAUGACAGCUUGAUGAACGCUGCUGAGGCAAAACGUGGUCACCAUCUUCCUGAUCAAGGGUCGUCUGAGCUCUCGAGGCGUUUGCGACGCGUAUGGUGACUGAUAAGGCGGCAGCUGCUAGCAGUUUUACUGCUAGCUGCUUUAGCCUGCGUCGGUGAUCGAGAUUGAGACUAAAGAAGGGGCAUGAGAGAGCAUCACCUGACCGCUUCCUGCUCACCAUGAAUAGAGCUACUGCAGUUGCCAGAAGCUGCAAAUUCUCCUUCCGACUAGCUGGCUGCUUAAAUUCCCUCGUGCAAGAUGUUGGCCAGCAUGAGAGAUUGCUUCUUUCAAGACGCUUCCAAGGAUCAGGGUUCCAUGGCGCUUCUGUUUGCUCAGGUCCCAAUCGGACCACAUUCCGGUCAAAGGACUCAAGUCCAAGUCCAGCACCAGGUAAUCUUUUCAGACGGGGAGUGACCGCUUGCGCUUCUACGCUCAGUACGCCUAAGAAUGUGCACGCGGAUCCAGUCAGCUUCUCUCAGGAUGGAGCAGCCAAAGUUCCAUUUGUCAUCGACGCAGACGAAGCCGCUCGCCAGGUGGCAGCUUCAGGACUCUCAGAGGAGGCCUAUCUCGCACAGCUAGUCAAACCGACCCUCCCCUUGGCCCGGCCCGUGAUGUCCAAGUUCCAUGUAGGGGCGGUCGGGCUAGGCGUCAGCGGCCGCAUCUUCCGGGGGGUCAAUCUAGAGUUCCCAGGCCUCCCCCUGCAACAAUCAAUCCACGCAGAACAGUUUAUGAUUACGAACGCGAUGCUCCAUGGGGAAAGGGCCCUGAAAGCGAUUGCGGUGUCGGCUGCGCCGUGCGGUCACUGCCGGCAGUUUAUGUGCGAGUUGCCAGACUCUGGGAAGCUCAAGAUCCUGAUUGUGGACAGUCACGCAGAGGAGAGCACACUGGAGCAGCUGUUGCCUCACAGGUUCGGCCCCCACGACUUGAAGGAGGAUGCAUUCCCUCUGUUACUAGCAGAGCGAGACAACCGACUCGAACUGGAAGAUGAGGACGGUAGCGAAGGGAGCAGAGAGCUGCGGGAAGCUGCGCUUGAGGCUGCGAACAAAUCUUACGCGCCGUAUCUAGAUUGUCCGUCGGGGCUGGCAAUCAGAACAGCGGGGGGAAAGGUGUACAGCGGAUCCUACAUUGAGUCGGCGGCGCACAACCCGAGCAUGUCGCCGUUGCACUGCGCGCUAGUCGCGGCUGUUGCGCUUGGCGGGGAGAGCUUUGUAGAUAUACGGGAAGCAACGCUUGUGGAGAAGCGUGUGGCACAGACAGAGCACGCGGAGAUCAUGAAAAUCUCGCUUGCAAAGAUUGCUCCUCAGGCGAGGUUAGCUGUUUCUUAUGCGCGGAGGAAACUGUGAUCAGCUCUGUUGUCUGUCUGGACUGAGCACGUGUUGUUGGCCUGCCUGGAGCGAGCUCCGAAACAUCAAAGACUACUUGAAGGCCUUCUUGAACAGCCUAAUCGUACAUAAAUCCUAUCUAUACGCAGGGUUCACAAAGAAAGGAAAAUGAAAGCUAGUGCCAUAGUGCAACUUAUUAAUAGAAACGAUGUUCGAAUGUUGCAUAGGUCCGCAAAUUCAGCAACAGUUUCUAUCAACCCUCAGCGACCAUCAGUCCUUAAUCAAUUAUGGUCAAAUGAGUCAAUUGCCAAGCACUUUUUUUUCUUGUGCUUCGACUUGAUCAAACUUGAG
Molecule: messenger RNA, 1745 nt
Organism: Klebsormidium nitens
Lineage: Eukaryota; Viridiplantae; Streptophyta; Klebsormidiophyceae; Klebsormidiales; Klebsormidiaceae
Source: the annotation of a GenBank genome assembly